CUGCUCACUCCUGUCUCCCGUGUCCCAGAUGACCGUCUCUUGAUCACAACUUAACUGAGCCGGAGGAGUCAAGGGAGAGACACAGAAACAGUCCCACAAUCCACAGUCAGGAGCAUCCCGCCCCGAGGAGCGAUGCCAUCGGUACCCAGGCGAUGCUGGAGGCUGAACCAGUCCCAUGAAUGAGAGCUGCCGUGCCAGGGACCCUGCGCCCCAACCUGGACCCCCUGUCCCACCCUGAGCUGAGCAUCGGGGGACACAGAGAGCAGGCUGAAACCUGAGUAAUUUGAAACGAAAGGACAUCCUUGCACUGAAAGCAGCCUGGCGUGUGGCACAGCCCUGAACAUGACCACGGAGAGUUUUGCAGAGUUCCUGAAUAAGCUCAAGGAAAUCCAUGAGAAAGAGGUCCAAGGCCUGCAAAGCAAGCUGACGGAGCUGACGACGGAGAAGUGCCGUGAUGCUCAGAGAAUUGAAGAGUUGUUUGCUAAAAAUCAUCAAUUAAGGGAACAACAGAAGGUCCUUAAAGAAAAUGUAAAGGUGUUAGAAAACAGGCUGCGAGCAGGUCUCUGUGACAGAUGCAUGGUCACCCAGGAGCUGGCAAAAAAGAAGCAGAAUGAGUAUGAGACCUCUCAUUUCCAGAGUCUGCAGCACAUCUUCAUCCUCACUAACGAGACAAACCGCCUGAGGGAAGAGAACAAAACUCUCAAGGAAGAACUGAAGAGGCUCCGGAGCCUGGAGGACAGAACAAAGCAACCAGGAGUCACCUCCAGAGAAAGCAGCUCCACUCCCAGCUCCCCCUUGGCUUUACUGGCCUCAGUGAGCAGGAACACUGGCACCGAGAAAGCAGCUCACAGAGGAGCAGAAGCCCACCAUGAUGUGCCAGGCCUCGAGCUGGGAGAAGAAAAACCCGCAGGACAGAGAAGCUCUCCAACCAGUAGGACUUCCCCAGGCACUGUCCUCCAAGAAGUCAGCCUCGCAGAAAUGGCAUCACAGAGGGUCGCCAACCAGCUGCAUGGUACCAUUGCACUGGUGAGACCUGGCUCCAGACCCUGCCUCCUGGAAAAAAGCCCUUCGGGAGCAGAAGGGUCCCCACCGGCAAGGAAGACUGCUCUCCCGGAGCACCCCAGCCUUGAGGCUUAUUUAGCAGCAAGCAAACUGGAUUCCCCCAAGGUUUCUCCAUCCUAUGAAAACCUAAAACUGACCGCUCGGAGAGAGCAGCUCUGUCUCCUCCACAAGCACCUUUCCCUGCACCAGCUGGGGCUGGCGAACAACUGCGCCUCAGCCGACCGGGAUGGCAGCAGCUUCCCCAGCCAUUUGCUCAGGGCCAAAGAUGCCGAGAGCAGGACGCGGUCGCGUGAUGCCUGGGAAGAUCACGCAGCCUUGCUGAAGCUGCCUGCCACCAUGGUGUACGUGAGGGAUCAGCACCUGGAGGAGAAGCUGCACCUCCUCAAGCACAGGGAGAGGCUGCAGCAUUUCCUCAUGCAGCAGUGCCAGCCAGGCCAGCGGGCAGAUGGAGAGCCAAAGCCCGUGCCCGAGGAGCGGCCCCUCUCCCCAUGGCCGAGCAUCACACCAGGAUGCAAGGAGGAAAGGUCCUUCCUGGAGGAUGCUGCAGAUGGGAAGGAAGAGAAGGGGCUUUGGCUGAGCCGAGACAGCUCCGAACUCCGAGAAAAGGCAAAGGUGACAAGGGACGAUGGUGCAGACGCGCCUCUGGAUCUGUCAGACUCUGGCCGUGGCAGGGAAACAGGCUGGCACAACCGCCGGGAGCCGUGGGGGGCCAACAGCCCCCAGCUGAGCCCUGGGGAGAGCCCUGCUGUGCCAGCAGCCCCCGGCCCCUGCAAGAGACACGGGACAGAGCAGGACGACUUGCACUUCCCCUACCACUGGCCCAAUGCUGCCCGGGCACUGCCUGGUGCUGUUGAGGAGGAGGAGGAAGACGAGGAGGAUGGAGCUGUGCUCGCGCUUUCACGGGUACAUCCGACAAAUAACUCCACGCCGAGCAACCCAGAGACCCUGCCAGAGACCGGGGUGAGACUGGAUGUCAUUACACAGAAGGGAGAAGCAGAUGACGAUGACACUGAGUCUGGGAAACAGGAAUCUGAUGAGCCAGACACGACGGACAGUGAGGUGGCUGCCUCAUAUGAAGAUGAUGUCCUACAAGAAGCUCAGGCUGAAGGGAAAUAUUUUUGCAUUAAAGACAAAGCUCAUGCACUGCAGAAGAAGAGAAAAAGAGGACAAGAUCCCUGGACAAAAGGAGCUAAGAAGUCAAUGAGAGGAAAAAAGAAAGUCAAAGUGGAGCAGUGUUCCGCAGCGAUCAUGAAGGAACCGGAGAACUGCUCUGCUUCCCACAAAGAUUCCUCUGAGGAGAGCUAACAGCACGGCAGGAUGAGAAGCAACGCUGCAAACCUAAAGAAGAGGGCUUGGAGACCUCAUCAUCCCACCCAUGCUGGGAGAGCAACUCCUCCUGCCAUGCUGGGCCAGGCAGUGGGGAGUCCAUAAGGACUCAUUAAUGAGUAGAGCACCCUGAAAAUCCUCGCUCAGUGCCCUGGGAGAGGCUAGGCAAGGAAGAGCCGUGCAGGUGAUACCUGGAGCAGACAGGUCACUGCUGGUGGAGCAGCACAUUCAGUGACCCCAGCCCUGCACCAGAGCAGCCCCUCAGACUGGUGCUAGCAAGAGGAGACACCCUCUUUGCAGCACUCGCCCCGACUCAGGACCGUGUUCUUCCCUGGGAUUUCAUGCAAGGAGAAUGGACUACCCAGACCCCACUCCCCAUGUACGAUGUCCCAGUGGCUGGCCCAAGGGUGGUGACCAAACCGAACACCACAGGGCCCUGUGCACAAACCUGCAUUGAUUAAAUCCCUACCUGGGUUUCAUACA
This is a messenger RNA of Tyto alba (common barn owl), 2871 nucleotides long. It is a transcript of the gene RBBP8NL, whose product is annotated as RBBP8 N-terminal like. Gene Ontology annotation, molecular function: double-strand/single-strand DNA junction binding; damaged DNA binding; single-stranded DNA binding. NCBI's taxonomy places the organism in Eukaryota, Metazoa, Chordata, Aves, Strigiformes, Tytonidae. The coding region runs from base 343 to 2367 and encodes 674 amino acids. Gene Ontology annotation, biological process: DNA double-strand break processing involved in repair via single-strand annealing; double-strand break repair via homologous recombination. Gene Ontology annotation, cellular component: site of double-strand break. The transcript is spliced from 15 exons. The record is from RefSeq and is a predicted model, not a curated record.